Molecule: messenger RNA, 720 nt
Organism: Didymosphaeria variabile
Lineage: Eukaryota; Fungi; Ascomycota; Dothideomycetes; Pleosporales; Didymosphaeriaceae
Gene: HSP31
Product: plasma membrane heat shock protein
Exons: 3
Coding region: 1-720 (239 amino acids)
Molecular function (GO): glyoxalase III activity
Source: RefSeq, a predicted model, not a curated record
AUGUCUCCACCCCGCCGCGCCCUCAUUGCGGUUACCUCCGCGCAUGCCUCGCUCUUCGCUCCCAACGGCCACACAACGGGUGUCUUCAUCGGCGAAGCGCUACACCCAUACAAUGUGCUCAAAGCAGCAGGCUUCGAAGUCGACAUCGCAUCGGAAAAGGGCACGUGGACCGAGGACUGGCUUUCUCUGCAGCCAGGUUUUCUAAGCGAGGACGAGCGGAAGCAGUACGACAACAAGGAGAGCGAUUUCAGGACAGAGAUAGACAAGAAGCGCAAAGCCGAGGAUCUGGAUGGCAGUCGGUACGGCGUGUUCUUCGCGAGCGCUGGACAUGCUGCUCUGAUCGACUACCCACAUGCUACGCAUCUCCAAGCCAUUGCCUCAAAGGUAUGGGCUAACGGUGGUGUCGUGUCCGCUGUUUGUCACGGCCCUGCUAUCUUCCCAGGCAUCAAUGAUGCCGAUGGUCAACCCAUCAUUAAGGGCAGGAAGAUUACUGGAUUCACUACGCAAGCAGAGCACGAUAUGAAGAUCAUGGAUGCGCUGAAGAGCUGGGGCGAGCCGCUUGUGGACGAGCAUGCUAAGGCUCUUGGUGCUGAAUAUGUCCGUGCGGAUGGAGUAUGGGAUGAUUUCCACAUUGUGGACGGAAGGGUCGUCACGGGUAUGAACCCUCAGAGUGCGAAGAGCACUACUGAGGCGGUGGUCAAGGUGUUUGAGGGACUCUGA